AUGGUCGUCACCACCCCGAAGGGAUUCAAAAAAUCCCCUCGCAAGCAAUAUAUGUUCGUCUUUUUCGUCUUCGCGUCUGGUUUGAGCAUGUAUCUCUUCAUACUUUCGAUCGCCAAUCGCGACAGUCGAGACGUCGGUCCCGGGGACGAACUUCCCGGCGAUUUUCUCAGUCGAGAGACGUUUGAACAAAACCAACACCACGGGAUGGGCGGGAUGGACAACGAUAAAAGUGAUUUUGAUGGGAGGAAUUUAGACGCGUACCACAGAGAAUUAGAAGUCGAACGCGCGCGGAAACGCGAAAAGGAAAAAGAAGAGUUGAAGCGACUCAGAGAGAAAGUUCAGGAGGAAAAAGUUCUCAGAGAAGUAGCGGAGAGGAAGUUACGCGAGAAGGAAGCAGAAGCUUUCAGUAGCAGUAGCAGUAGCAACGGUGAUGAGGAUACGAGCGAACAUGAGAAGGAGCUGUUCGAGGGCGGUUUUUACGAGAAGCCGGGAUUGUCCGUCGAGCGAUGGCGGCAAACGAGAGACGGCGAGACGAAGGAACGCUACGCCGAGUGUCACAUGAUUGAAAACUCGGAAUAUUGGGGUCCAACGCCCGUGAGUGGAGAUUUGUCCGCGGAGAAUGGUGCGAGAAAUAGAAAAGAGACGUGGCAAGAGUGCUGCGAGUCGUGUAAAGAGCACUCGAAGGAGUGCAACACGUGGAGAUACGACCCGAGGAAUAAAAACUGUUGGUUGGCGAAGAACAAAAACGUGUGGCAACCGCCGACGUAUGGGAAAGGCGACGCGAUUCCGUAUACGAGUGGGAUGUUGCAUCCAGAACCAGUACAAUACGAUCCCGUGGAAGAAGAUGCGUCGCCGCCAACGUGCAUUACGACUAUGAUUACCAGUAAUGGUGGUAGGUACAUGAAUUGGCAAACUCGAUUGGUUUACGCUUCGUGGAAAAACGUGGCGAUGAAACACGACAAAGCUGGAAUCAUGGCGAGAUUCAUUCGCAUUUUACACAGAACGAAAGACGAUGAACUCGUAGAUAUCGUUCCAACUUGGAGAGCGGAUCCAUGGCAUCCAGACUGCGACAAUUCGUGCAGCUAUUCGGUCAAAGAUCGCGCGAGAGCGAUUUACGAUUGGAGCUUAACGGAAGACGCGAAAAAGUGUUCGCACGUGUUGAUGGCGGAGGCGGAUUAUAUUUUCGUCAAAGCCCCGCCGCCGUCGGUUAUGUUACAACCAGGGCACAGCUAUGGGUUUUUAUUCGGUUACAUAAUUCCAAGUCACGCAGACGCGAUGCCAGCCUCGAAAGUGUUUCACGAAGGGUACGAAGACAAAGUGCCGUACGCCGACGUGGCGCAAACGGGGAACGCGCCGCAAAUAAUGUACGCGAAAGAUUUAACUCGAGUCGCCAAAAGAUGGAAAGAGUUAAUGGUUGUGUCUGAAGAAUCCGCAGUCAUACAAAAAGUUUUUGGUUGGGUGAGAGAUAUGUACGCGUUUAGCUUUGCCGCGGCACAGAUUGAACCGCCGCUUCAGUUUCGUUUACCGCCCGUGCCUUUCGCGGAUACCAUGGUACAAAUUCCAGCGGACGUCCAGUUGGGUAAAGCGAUCGCCAUGCAUUAUACGUGGGGACCUGAAAUCAAAAUAGGCCCUAAACCGAGCCAUGAUGUCGUGUGGCAGUUUGAUAAGAGACGAUGGGGCGGUGCCGGCGGCGUGGGACGUAAGUUUGAGAAAAUCCCAAUGACUCCGACGUGGGACAAGUCGAAGGACUAUCGCUUAAACGCGGACGAGGUGUUACAAGAGACGCAAUUGGAAGUGUUGAGGAUAUUCGCGGAAUACUUCAACGACGCGGUGGAGAUGGCCAAUCAGGAGAAGGAUAUCGUAAAAUCAACCUCUUAA
Molecule: messenger RNA, 1878 nt
Organism: Bathycoccus prasinos
Lineage: Eukaryota; Viridiplantae; Chlorophyta; Mamiellophyceae; Mamiellales; Bathycoccaceae
Exons: 1
Coding region: 1-1878 (625 amino acids)
Molecular function (GO): glycosyltransferase activity
Source: RefSeq, a predicted model, not a curated record